Messenger RNA from Vicia faba (fava bean), 603 nucleotides. NCBI's taxonomy places the organism in Eukaryota, Viridiplantae, Streptophyta, Magnoliopsida, Fabales, Fabaceae. The record is from the annotation of a GenBank genome assembly.
AUGGCACAACCUCAAAUUCAAGUCCACUCAUCAGCAACACAUUAUGAAACUGGAACCUACCACCAACCAUCACCACAACAACGAUCCCUUCGUAAAGAAGUUUACAAAGGUGUUAACUAUCCCGACCGUCACCGUUACGAUGAUGAUUGUGUUGAGGAUUUUUCUUCUUUUAACUUCUUUGAAAGAGGUCCUUCUCUCUCUCAAAUCCUCGCCACCCUUGGAGGGAUUUUUGUAGGUGGGACGCUGCUUUUAUUAGCCAGCGUCUCAUUUUUCGUCAGUCUAGUUGGACUGACGAUAACAACACCACUUUUUAUCCUUUUUAGUCCGAUUCUAGUUCCCGCUGUCCUCACCAUAGGACUAGCGGUGGCUGCGGUAUUGACCGCCGAUGCAUGCGGACUAACAGGGCUUAUAUCGUUGUCAUGGGUGGCGAGGUACAUUAGGGUUGUACAAGAGACGAUGCCGGAGCAAGUGGAUUCCUUUAAGGGACGUUUGGCUGACGUGGCGGGUUAUGUUGGACAAAAAACUAAGGAUGUUGGAGAAAAGACUAAGGAGGUUGGACAAGACAUACAAGUGAAGGCACAUGAAGCUAAGAGAUCAGCAUAA